Messenger RNA from Pocillopora verrucosa, 1950 nucleotides. Lineage: Eukaryota; Metazoa; Cnidaria; Anthozoa; Scleractinia; Pocilloporidae. The record is from RefSeq and is a predicted model, not a curated record.
AUGAAGUGUAAGAAAGUGGGUCAUUAUGCAAGUGUAUGCCAGACAAAACCCAGCAAUGAUUCAACAACCGCAAACAAGUCAAUUGGUAGAAAGAGAGGGCCUGGAAAAAUAAAAUACCUGGAAGUGGUCAAGGAGGAAACAGAGGAUGACGAAGUUCUGGGCAUUUUUGUAAUGAAAGAUUCUGGAAAGGAUGAACACAUCCCGAUUUUCAUGUCAGUGAUGUUGGAUCAUAAGAGUUGUAAAGUGCAAUUGGAUACCGGAGCCACAGUGUCUAUCUUACCUAGGGUCCUGUAUGAUCAGCAGUUUAACCAAUGGCCCUUACAUGGUACCAAGAUGAAGUUGAAGGCUUACAAUGGUGUCCGAAUUCCUGUCUAUGGUGAGGUUCAUUUGCCUGUGGUCUAUGAACAACAGGAACUGGUGCUUCCUUUGAUUGUUGUGGAUGGAGAGGGCCCUCCACUGCUGGGCAGAAACUGGUUGGAGCAACUGAAGUUAAAUUGGCACAAUACCUGUCAUGUGGAAGAAGAAUUAGACAAUUUGGAGAAGUUAGGAGUCAUAAAGAAAGUGGAACAGAGUGACUGGGUUUCUCCCAUUGUCUGCGUACCCAAGAAAGAUGGAAGUCUACGCAUCUGUGGUGAUUUCAAGGUGUUGGUGAACCGGGUCCUUCUAGACAACCCUUACCCACUGCUGGACAUGAAAGAUAUAUUUGCCACAUUAGGAAGUGGAACUGUGUUCAGCAAGAUUGAUUUGUCAAACACCUAUCAGCAAAUGGAACUGAACAUGAAAAGCCAACAAUACCAAACUGUGAACGCUCACAAAGGAUUAUAUGCCUAUCAACAUCUAACCUAUGGUAUCGCCUCUGCCCCUGCACUCUUUCAGUCAACUGUGGAUCAGAUAUUACAGGGAAUGGACAAUGUGUGUUGUUGUAUUGAUGACAUCAUAAUCAGAACUGAUCCCCAUGAACACUUGCAAGUAUUAGAUGAGGUGUUGACCCAGCUGGAGAGGCAUGGCAUAUUAGCUAAGAAGUCUAAGUGUGAGUUCAUGGUACCAAGUAUAGAGUUCCUAGGUUACCAUGUAGACAGGGAAGGCCAACAUCCCACAGAUGAGAAGAUUGCAGUUAUUAGCAAAGCGCCAAGUCCAAAGAACGUAGCAGAAUUUCACUCUUACUUAGGGCUGCUGAACUACUAUGGACACUUCAUUCCUAAUCUUUCCACCCUCCUUCAGCAGUUACAUGAAUUGCUUCAGAAAGGCUUGAAAUGGGAGUGGUCCAAAGAGUGUGAAGAAGCUUUCCAGCAAAGUAAAUCUGAGCUUAUGGUUCCAUAUGAUGAGAAAAGGAAGCUGAUUCUAGCAUGUGAUGUUUCUCCGUAUGGUGUAGGAGUGGUGAUUUCACACGUAAUGGAUGAUGGAGAAGAACACCCCAUUGUAUUUGCGUCAAGAACACUUACAAAUAGUGAAAGUGACUAUUCACAAAUAGAGAAGGAAGCUCUACCUAUUAUUUUUGGAGUGUGGCAAGGAGUGCAUGUUGAUUUUGCAGAGAAAUAUAGCAAUUACUUCCUUGGGUUGAUUGACAGCCAUUCCAAGUGGAUAGAGGUGGCACACAUGAGAUCCACAACUGCUCAAAGCACUAUUGAUCAAAUGAAACUAUGGUUUGCUGCAUAUGGAUUGCCAGAAGAAGUGAUCUCAGACAACGGACCCCAAUUCAUUUCCCAGGAAUUGACAGAUUUCCUUAAACAGAAUGGAGUUAAACAAACACUGGUACCUCCGUACCAUCCAUUGUCCAAUGGGGCAGCAGAGCACACAGUCCAGAUCUUGAAGAGAGCAUUACGCAAACAUGCUGAAAGUGUGAGAGGAGGCAGCAAGAAAUGUUCACUGAAACACCAACUAGCCAACCAGUAUCGAAACACUCCUCAUUCAGUGACAGGAGUAACACUAUCAGAACUGUUCUUGAAAUGA